UUUAUGGGCGUUUAAUAUACGGUAUUCGUACGCUGUAUUUAUACUGUUAUAAAUACGGCGUAUAAAACCCGGGAAGCCGGAACAUAAAAAAUGAUAGAUAAUCAGCGUUUUCUGCUUAUCUCCAUUUCGGGGGAGUCUGCAGCCAAUGCUCCCUCCUCUCGUUCUUCACCUCGUCUUCUUCUUCUUCUUUUUCUUAUUCUCGUACUUCUCUCAAUUUCUCUCAGAUCCUCAAAUCUCCCAUUGUUCUAGUUUAGAUCUGGCCCCUAUUCUUCAGAACCCGGCUCGAUUCGCGGGUUAGAGCUUCGGUUGGGACCAUGAAACUGACCCAGAAGGAUUCCGACAAGGUGAUUUGGGAUCAGAUGAGAAGCCCAUCGGGAACACCCAUUGCCGUCGCGGCCUCCCCGAAUCGGGCCCUGCCCAAGUUCAUGGUCUGGAUCAUCCUCUUCGUCUCCGUCAGCUACGUCAUCUACACUCUAAAGCUCGUCUCCUCCUCUUCCCGCUCCUGCGACGACGACCCCCUCUUCAUCGCCACCAACAACCGCCUCGCUCUGCGCCUCUCGUUGCCCGUGAACGCCACGGAGCCCGCCCCCGAUUCGGAGGAAUCGACUGUCCGAAAGAAUCUGGGUCAAACCCGAAUCCACGACCCGACAGGCCUGGACCACAUCGUGUUCGGCAUUGCGGCGUCGGCCAAGCUCUGGGACCAGAGGAAGAACUACAUCAAGCUGUGGUGGAAGCCGGGGCAAAUGCGGGGCGUUGUGUGGCUGGACAGGCCGGUGGAGACCCAACCCGACGAGGACCUGCCCGAGGUCCGAAUCUCGGGCAACACGACGCGGUUCAAGUACACGAACCGGCAGGGCCACCGGUCAGCGAUUCGUAUAUCGCGGAUCGUGUCGGAGACCUUCCGGCUGGGGAUGGAGAACGUGCGGUGGUUCGUGAUGGGCGACGACGACACCGUCUUCGUCACCGACAACCUGGUCAGGGUCCUCAACAAGUACGACCACAACCAGUACUACUACAUUGGAAGCCUUUCGGAGAGCCACCUCCAGAACAUCUAUUUCUCGUACAACAUGGCGUACGGCGGCGGCGGCUUCGCCAUCAGCUACCCCUUGGCCAAAGCUCUGGAGAAAAUGCAGGACCGGUGCAUCCAGAGGUACCCGGGACUGUUCGCCUCCGACGAUCGAAUGCAGGCUUGUAUGGCGGAACUCGGCGUCCCACUCACCAAAGAAGUGGGUUUCCACCAGUAUGAUGUAUAUGGGAACCUCUUCGGGCUGCUGGCGGCGCACCCGGUGGCGCCAUUGGUGUCGAUGCACCAUCUGGACGUGGUUGAGCCCAUUUUCCCCAAUGUGACGCGGGUUGAAGCCCUGCAGAGGUUUAUAAUUCCCAUGAAGCUGGACUCAGCAGGCCUCAUACAGCAAUCCAUUUGCUACGAUAGCGAGAAGAAGUGGACCGUCUCUAUCUCAUGGGGUUUUGCGGUUCAAGUUUUCCGGGGCGUGCUGUCGCCCCGGGAAAUCGAGAUGCCUUCCAGGACCUUCUUGAAUUGGUACAGAAGAGCCGAUUACACGGCCUAUGCGUUUAAUACCCGGCCGGUAAUGCGAAACACUUGCCAGAAGCCCUUUGUGUUCUACUUGUCAAAGGCGUGGUUGGAUGCUUCCACGAACAGAACGGUGAGCCAUUACGCUCGGCAUCAGGUCCUCUAUCCGGCGUGCAGAUGGAAGAUGCCGGAUCCUGCAGACCUCGACAGGGUGGAGGUUUAUAAGAAACCCGACCCUGAUCUGUGGAAUAGGUCUCCUCGGAGAAACUGCUGUAGGAUCGUGAACUCGAAGAGGAAAAGCAUGGCGGUGGAGGUGGGGAUGUGCGGGGAAGGCGAGAUCAGCGAGAUAGUACAGGCAACGAAGAGUCGUGGGAGGUAGGGCAAGCAGCAGGCAGGCAGGCAGGCAGGCGUCGUUUAUUGUGGUAGGUUUGAUUCAGUUUUGUUGGGUGGUUCCCAUUCUUAAUUAGCUCUAAUUAUGAUGAUUUCUUAAUUUGUUAAUCCACGAGGCAUCGCGUUCAGAUCCCUUCCUCCCUUGCCAAUCCGCGAUGGCCAACCGGUCAAUUGUUUAGCCACAAUGUUGUUGUAUGUAUUAUGUAAACAAUGUGAUAAGAAGUUACAAUGUAUUCUAAAAAGAGCGUUCCAGUACA
Molecule: messenger RNA, 2178 nt
Organism: Diospyros lotus (date-plum)
Lineage: Eukaryota; Viridiplantae; Streptophyta; Magnoliopsida; Ericales; Ebenaceae
Exons: 3
Coding region: 315-1910 (531 amino acids)
Molecular function (GO): acetylglucosaminyltransferase activity
Source: RefSeq, a predicted model, not a curated record